CUGUCCAGGGUUCCCCCCUUGGUCCCAGCACUGGAAUUCCUGCUGCAGUCCCAGCUCGUCAUGCUGGAGGACGAGCACCAUCGGGACAGCUCCAGAAUUCCUCUCCAGACCGUCGGUUUAUAGACUUAAAAAACUGCAUAUAGGAUGCAAUGAGUUCAGACAACGUCAAUUCCAGAGAAGAUAAACGAUCAGAUAAUGCUAUUCAAGCAUCACAGUUACCUCAGGGUAUAAAUCAAAUAGAAAUGGACACUAUUGAAGAUCUGAGAAGAAAACUCCAAAGUCUGGAGAAAAUAAAUUUGGAAUUAAACCAUCAACGUGUUCAAGAGAUAUUUCGCCAUGAAAAAGAAAUAAUAAAAUUAAAGUUGGAAAUUCAGAGAGGAGAAGAUCUUCAUAGACGUCUGGAGAGUGCCCUGUCAUUUGCUAGACAAGAGGCUCGAAUACAGAUGUAUUGUACAGAGAAUGAAUUGUAUGAUGUAAAAAGCAAGGUUUCGGAACUUCAAGUACUCAGUGACAAAUAUCAGCAGAUAGCAGCAGAGACUGAGAAAAUGGUUCAAAGUGCUCAGCGGCGGUGGGAAGAGGAGCAACAAAGAUUUUCAGAGGAGAGGGAUACCAUCCACAAAGUACACCUAUCUGAACUGGAAUACCUUUUUAUAGAAAGAUUUGAUGCAGAAACGGCUUCAAAGAAAACUAAUGUUGCCCUGCAAAGGAUGGAGAGGAUGCUUAAGAAUGUGGAGGUAGAGCAGCAUAGCUGCUGCAAGAUGCUGAAGGUCCAGGCCAGCCGUCUGGAUUUCAAGAACAGACAGCAGGAGAGGCUCAUCCAAGACCUGAAGGCAGCUGCAGUGAAAAUAAAGGAAUUGGAGGACAAUGCUGCAGCAGCAAGACUAGCACAUAUAGACUGUAAAUACACUACAGAAUUCAUGCAGUUGAGAAUUCAAGAACUUGAAACCAUUUUGAGGGAAAACCAACUUGGGACGAGAGGUUUUCCAAGGGGAGCAUGGAAUAAUUCCAGAGAGUCAGAAAAUGCACAGCAGAGAGGAAAAAAAGGUUCACGAAGACAGCAUUCAUCCCCAAGUGUGCAAUGGAAAGACCAGGUUGAAGGAAGGAACAAAGCCGAAGAAUCCUCUGAGACAUUCAUGAAUCCUCCAGAGAGCUUCAGCCUGCAGGAAGGAUCAAUAGUGGACAGGUCCAUCCUCCUGAACUUAUACCAGAGCAUGGCAGACGCCCACGUGCUUGCCAAACAGACAAAUGCCCCCCUGGAAGAGUUACCUUGGACAGAGUUUUGUGCACUCUUGCAUGAGAAUGUUGAAGCCCUGAUCAUGAACUUCCACAACGCUAAAGAGAGGAUAUCUCAUCUAGAGUACACUUGCAAGCACCAGGCUGAUGCUAUGAAUGAGCUUCAGCAGAGCCAGAAGGAUGCUUUUGAAAAAAUGUCUGAACAGUUAAAAGCACAGGAACAUUGGUGGCAGAAAGAAAAGCAAUAUCUUGAACAUCACUACUCAAAUGUCCUUGCAGAAGUUCGUUCAAGAGCACAGGAAUGUGAAGAAAAGUCCCAGAAAAACAGGGGGAGACUGUACGGCCUUGAACAAAACUGUGAGAAACUGGCCCAGGAAAACAAUUCCAUGAAAGAUUCAUUAUUAGAUGCUUUCAAGGCACGCUCAUCCCUGCUGGCAGCCUGUGCGCUGCUGUCAGGGGCCCUGUGUCCUUUCUACGGCCGGCUAAACGCCGUGUCUUGCCAAAGAGACAUUCUCCAGGAGCAGGUGAACCAGCACCAAUUGUUGAACCAGAAGAUCAUCAGGCUCCUUUAUGCUCUCCCCACUAUCAUGGAAAGAAACCAAGACGAAGGCAGGCUGAGGCAGAGAAGAGCCAAGAGCCUGGUUUACGUGUUCCGAAGGGCUGUGAUUGCUGUUCUGGCCACUAACAGGCUGAGGGCUCUGGCCAGAUAUUCUUGUACCUUUUUCGUCUGGACAGAUGGCUCCAGAGGAAGCAGUGGAAUUCAAGUUUGUGUGGGAGAAUCCAGAGGCAGGCAUCAUCCACCGCGUUUUGGAGAGGGAAGAGUUGACUGUGAUGAAGCAGUCGGGUGGCUGACUAGCUCUAACCUCUGUACUGCAAUAGUCACUUCCAUCUCUGAACUGGAGGGUGUUCUCAUCAUUCAAGAUCCAGGCUCCUGGCUUUCUAAAAACUCACUUAUCAGUACAGCCAGGAACUGCUUUGCAAAACUGAUGGACAACCUGAGCGUACUGAUGGAGCCAGUUCAAGGGAACAUUUGCGGGUGCAGAGCUUACAUGGAGAGGGACUCCCUGAUACAGAGGCUGGCUCGUGGGCUCCACAGAGCAAACGCCCAGGCCCUGGAAGCUGGAUUGUAUGACAGACUGCCCAGCACAAGAAACAUAGCAAUCUUGCAGCAAGAAAUAUUUGAAUUUUCACGAAGGCUUCAUGCAUCAGAGGCAGAGUCCCACUCACUGCACCUGCAGCUUUCAGAAUGCAGAUGGGCUUUCAAUGAGGUACAAAAAGAUGCUGAAAAAGCCCAGAGUCUGCAAAAGCAACUAAAUGAACUACAGCAUAGACUCAACAAAGACAAUAUACAGGAGGAGUUAGAUAAGGCUUUGCAGCGUGAGCACGAGGCAAGAUUGCUUCUAGAAGAACAACAGCGACGGCUUCAGGAGCUCAUGAGUAGCAGAGGGGAAUCACAGUCAUUUGACAUAGACAAAAGCCAAGUCUCUGAUUUAUCUUUGAUGAGCCUCCCUAAUACAACGGAGGAGCUGAGGAAAAGAGACCAAGCCCUGAAUCAUCUGAAGAAACUCGUGAAAGACAUGGAGCAAGACCAGCAGCAGCUGUGGGACACUCUCGAGGAGGCAGAACUUGCCCUUGAUCAGGGAGUAAAAGACAAAGAGUUGAUCAUUAAUCACAUGAAAGCUGUGGAGGCUGCCCUGAAUGAGGCCAAAGAGCAGGCCAUGGCAUCAAGUGCUGCAGCAGCUGCGCCACUCCCCAGCCUGCAGCUGGAGACCCUUCCAGAGGAAGCAACAGCAGGCAGACCAGAGGCUGCAUCAUUCCAGCACGUGCUUAGAAAUUUUGUGGAUCUCUACUCACUGGCAUCUUCCAAAGUUGAGGCAUUAACAGGAAGAGACUCUCCGCAGUUUCAAUUUCAACCCAUAACAGCUGUUGAGGCUCUUACUCCUAGUGAAGAUCAAAGCCAGGGAGAGCCAAGAAAGGCGAUCGAAACUUCAUCUGGGAGUGACGCAGUUGCCAGUAUGCCAUCCAGCAUAAGCCAUCUUUCACCUGGAAGCGACUCAGUCUUCAGAAUGCCAUCCACCAUAACCUACACUGUGUCUGGGAGUGACCCAGGCGCCAGUAUGCCACCAGGCAUAAGCUAUCUUUCCUCUGGAAGUGACUCAGUCUUCAGAAUGUCACCCAGCAGAACUGACAGUUUCUCUGGAAUCAACUCAAUCUACACUAUUGCUCCCAGCAGGAGCCAUACUCUUUCUGGAAGUGACUCAGUCUUCAGGAUGUCACCCAACACAUCCUAUUCUUUUCCUGGCAGUGACUCAGUCUUCCUUAUGCCACCCAACAGAACCUAUACUGUGUCUGGAAGCGAUUCAGUCUUCAGUAUGCCUUCCAGCAUAAGCUAUCCUUCCUCUGGAAGUGUCUCAGGCUACUCCAGUAUGUCACCCAACAGAACCUAUACUGUGUCUGACUCAGGCUCCAGUAUGCCAUCCAGCAUAAGCUAUUCUUCCUCUGGAAGUGACUCAGGCUAUUUCAGCAUGUCACCCAACAGAACCUAUACUGUGUCUGGAAGUGACUCAGGCUCCAGUAUGCCAUCCAGCAUAAGCUAUCCUUCCUCUGGAAGUGACUCAGGCUACUUCAGCAUGUCACCCAACAGAACCUACACUGUGUCUGGAAGCGACCUAUCCGCCGAUUCCUUCCGGCAUCCCCAAGGACCCAUUUCACCUCGUGGUCCUAUUCCUGCUGGUGAUGCUCUUCGUGCACCUCCAGCUCGUGCUCCUCUUCCUUCUCCUCUUCCUCCUGCUGGGCCUUCUGCCUUUCUCUUUCAACCCCAAGGAGCCAGUACGCCUCGUGGUCCUCCUCCUGAUGGACACUGGGGAGGGCCAAGGUACAGAACCUAUACUGUGUCUGACUCAGGCUCCAGUAUGCCAUCCAGCAUAAGCUAUUCUUCAUCUGGAAGUGACUCAGGCUACUUCAGUAUGUCACCCAACAGAACCUAUACUGUGUCUGGAAGCGACUCAGGCUCCAGUAUGCCAUCCAGCAUAAGCUAUCCUUCCUCUGGAAGUGACUCAGGCUACUUCAGUAUGUCACCCAACAGAACAUACACUGUGUCUGGAAGUGACUCAGGCUCCAGUAUGCCAUCCAGCAUAAGCUAUUCUUCCUCUGGAAGCGACUCAGGCUACUUCAGUAGGUCACCCAACAGAACCUACACUGUUUCUGGGAGUGACGCAGGUGCCAGUAUGCCAUCUGGCAUAAGCUAUCUUUCCUCUGGAAGUGACUCAGUCUUCAGGAUGUCACCCAGCAGAACUGACAGUUUCUCUGGAAUCAACUCAAUCUCCACUAUUGCUCCCAGCAGGAGCCAUACUCUUUCUGGAAGUGAUUCAGUCUUCAGGAUGUCACCCAACACAUCCUAUUCUUUUCCUGGCAGUGACUCAGUCUUCCUUAUGCCACCCAACAGAACCUAUACUGUGUCUGGAAGCGAUUCAGUCUUCAGUAUGCCUUCCAGCAUAAGCUAUCCUUCCUCUGGAAGUGUCUCAGGCUACUCCAGUAUGUCACCCAACAGAACCUAUACUGUGUCUGACUCAGGCUCCAGUAUGCCAUCCAGCAUAAGCUAUUCUUCCUCUGGAAGUGACUCAGGCUAUUUCAGCAUGUCACCCAACAGAACCUAUACUGUGUCUGGAAGUGACUCAGGCUCCAGUAUGCCAUCCAGCAUAAGCUAUCCUUCCUCUGGAAGUGACUCAGGCUACUUCAGCAUGUCACCCAACAGAACCUACACUGUGUCUGGAAGCGACCUAUCCGCCGAUUCCUUCCGGCAUCCCCAAGGACCCAUUUCACCUCGUGGUCCUAUUCCUGCUGGUGAUGCUCUUCGUGCACCUCCAGCUCGUGCUCCUCUUCCUUCUCCUCUUCCUCCUGCUGGGCCUUCUGCCUUUCUCUUUCAACCCCAAGGAGCCAGUACGCCUCGUGGUCCUCCUCCUGAUGGACACUGGGGAGGGCCAAGGUACAGAACCUAUACUGUGUCUGACUCAGGCUCCAGUAUGCCAUCCAGCAUAAGCUAUUCUUCAUCUGGAAGUGACUCAGGCUACUUCAGUAUGUCACCCAACAGAACAUACACUGUGUCUGGAAGCGACUCAGGCUCCAGUAUGCCAUCCAGCAUAAGCUAUCCUUCCUCUGGAAGUGACUCAGGCUACUUCAGUAUGUCACCCAACAGAACCUAUACUGUGUCUGGAAGUGACUCAGGCUCCAGUAUGCCAUCCAGCAUAAGCUAUCCUUCCUCUGGAAGCGACUCAGGCUACUUCAGUAGGUCACCCAACAGAACCUACACUGUUUCUGGGAGUGACGCAGGCGCCAGUAUGCCAUCUGGCAUAAGCUAUCUUUCCUCUGGAAGUGACUCAGUCUUCAGGAUGUCACCCAGCAGAACUGACAGUUUCUCUGGAAUCAACUCAAUCUCCACUAUUGCUCCCAGCAGGAGCCAUACUCUUUCUGGAAGUGAUUCAGUCUUCAGGAUGUCACCCAACACAUCCUAUUCUUUUCCUGGCAGUGACUCAGUCUUCCUUAUGCCACCCAACAGAACCUAUACUGUGUCUGGAAGCGAUUCAGUCUUCAGUAUGCCUUCCAGCAUAAGCUAUCCUUCCUCUGGAAGUGUCUCAGGCUACUCCAGUAUGUCACCCAACAGAACCUAUACUGUGUCUGACUCAGGCUCCAGUAUGCCAUCCAGCAUAAGCUAUUCUUCCUCUGGAAGUGACUCAGGCUAUUUCAGCAUGUCACCCAACAGAACCUAUACUGUGUCUGGAAGUGACUCAGGCUCCAGUAUGCCAUCCAGCAUAAGCUAUCCUUCCUCUGGAAGUGACUCAGGCUACUUCAGCAUGUCACCCAACAGAACCUACACUGUGUCUGGAAGCGACCUAUCCGCCGAUUCCUUCCGGCAUCCCCAAGGACCCAUUUCACCUCGUGGUCCUAUUCCUGCUGGUGAUGCUCUUCGUGCACCUCCAGCUCGUGCUCCUCUUCCUUCUCCUCUUCCUCCUGCUGGGCCUUCUGCCUUUCUCUUUCAACCCCAAGGAGCCAGUACGCCUCGUGGUCCUCCUCCUGAUGGACACUGGGGAGGGCCAAGGUACAGAACCUAUACUGUGUCUGACUCAGGCUCCAGUAUGCCAUCCAGCAUAAGCUAUUCUUCAUCUGGAAGUGACUCAGGCUACUUCAGUAUGUCACCCAACAGAACAUACACUGUGUCUGGAAGCGACUCAGGCUCCAGUAUGCCAUCCAGCAUAAGCUAUCCUUCCUCUGGAAGUGACUCAGGCUACUUCAGUAUGUCACCCAACAGAACCUAUACUGUGUCUGGAAGUGACUCAGGCUCCAGUAUGCCAUCCAGCAUAAGCUAUCCUUCCUCUGGAAGCGACUCAGGCUACUUCAGUAGGUCACCCAACAGAACCUACACUGUUUCUGGGAGUGACGCAGGCGCCAGUAUGCCAUCUGGCAUAAGCUAUCUUUCCUCUGGAAGUGACUCAGUCUUCAGGAUGUCACCCAGCAGAACUGACAGUUUCUCUGGAAUCAACUCAAUCUCCACUAUUGCUCCCAGCAGGAGCCAUACUCUUUCUGGAAGUGAUUCAGUCUUCAGGAUGUCACCCAACACAUCCUAUUCUUUUCCUGGCAGUGACUCAGUCUUCCUUAUGCCACCCAACAGAACCUAUACUGUGUCUGGAAGCGAUUCAGUCUUCAGUAUGCCUUCCAGCAUAAGCUAUCCUUCCUCUGGAAGUGUCUCAGGCUACUCCAGUAUGUCACCCAACAGAACCUAUACUGUGUCUGACUCAGGCUCCAGUAUGCCAUCCAGCAUAAGCUAUUCUUCCUCUGGAAGUGACUCAGGCUAUUUCAGCAUGUCACCCAACAGAACCUAUACUGUGUCUGGAAGUGACUCAGGCUCCAGUAUGCCAUCCAGCAUAAGCUAUCCUUCCUCUGGAAGUGACUCAGGCUACUUCAGCAUGUCACCCAACAGAACCUACACUGUGUCUGGAAGCGACCUAUCCGCCGAUUCCUUCCGGCAUCCCCAAGGACCCAUUUCACCUCGUGGUCCUAUUCCUGCUGGUGAUGCUCUUCGUGCACCUCCAGCUCGUGCUCCUCUUCCUUCUCCUCUUCCUCCUGCUGGGCCUUCUGCCUUUCUCUUUCAACCCCAAGGAGCCAGUACGCCUCGUGGUCCUCCUCCUGAUGGACACUGGGGAGGGCCAAGGUACAGAACCUAUACUGUGUCUGACUCAGGCUCCAGUAUGCCAUCCAGCAUAAGCUAUUCUUCAUCUGGAAGUGACUCAGGCUACUUCAGUAUGUCACCCAACAGAACAUACACUGUGUCUGGAAGCGACUCAGGCUCCAGUAUGCCAUCCAGCAUAAGCUAUCCUUCCUCUGGAAGUGACUCAGGCUACUUCAGUAUGUCACCCAACAGAACCUAUACUGUGUCUGGAAGUGACUCAGGCUCCAGUAUGCCAUCCAGCAUAAGCUAUCCUUCCUCUGGAAGCGACUCAGGCUACUUCAGUAGGUCACCCAACAGAACCUACACUGUUUCUGGGAGUGACGCAGGCGCCAGUAUGCCAUCUGGCAUAAGCUAUCUUUCCUCUGGAAGUGACUCAGUCUUCAGGAUGUCACCCAGCAGAACUGACAGUUUCUCUGGAAUCAACUCAAUCUCCACUAUUGCUCCCAGCAGGAGCCAUACUCUUUCUGGAAGUGAUUCAGUCUUCAGGAUGUCACCCAACACAUCCUAUUCUUUUCCUGGCAGUGACUCAGUCUUCCUUAUGCCACCCAACAGAACCUAUACUGUGUCUGGAAGCGAUUCAGUCUUCAGUAUGCCAUCCAGCAUAAGCUAUCCUUCCUCUGGAAGUGUCUCAGGCUACUCCAGUAUGUCACCCAACAGAACCUAUACUGUGUCUGACUCAGGCUCCAGUAUGCCAUCCAGCAUAAGCUAUUCUUCCUCUGGAAGUGACUCAGGCUAUUUCAGCAUGUCACCCAACAGAACCUAUACUGUGUCUGGAAGUGACUCAGGCUCCAGUAUGCCAUCCAGCAUAAGCUAUCCUUCCUCUGGAAGUGACUCAGGCUACUUCAGCAUGUCACCCAACAGAACCUACACUGUGUCUGGAAGCGACCUAUCCGCCGAUUCCUUCCGGCAUCCCCAAGGACCCAUUUCACCUCGUGGUCCUAUUCCUGCUGGUGAUGCUCUUCGUGCACCUCCAGCUCGUGCUCCUCUUCCUUCUCCUCUUCCUCCUGCUGGGCCUUCUGCCUUUCUCUUUCAACCCCAAGGAGCCAGUACGCCUCGUGGUCCUCCUCCUGAUGGACACUGGGGAGGGCCAAGGUACAGAACCUAUACUGUGUCUGACUCAGGCUCCAGUAUGCCAUCCAGCAUAAGCUAUUCUUCAUCUGGAAGUGACUCAGGCUACUUCAGUAUGUCACCCAACAGAACAUACACUGUGUCUGGAAGCGACUCAGGCUCCAGUAUGCCAUCCAGCAUAAGCUAUCCUUCCUCUGGAAGUGACUCAGGCUACUUCAGUAUGUCACCCAACAGAACCUAUACUGUGUCUGGAAGUGACUCAGGGUCCAGUAUGCCAUCCAGCAUAAGCUAUUCUUCCUCUGGAAGCGACUCAGGCUACUUCAGUAGGUCACCCAACAGAACCUACACUGUGUCUGGGAGUGACGCAGGCGCCAGUAUGCCAUCUGGCAUAAGCUAUCUUUCCUCUGGAAGUGACUCAGUCUUCAGGAUGUCACCCAGCAGAACUGACAGUUUCUCUGGAAUCAACUCAAUCUCCACUAUUGCUCCCAGCAGGAGCCAUACUCUUUCUGGAAGUGAUUCAGUCUUCAGGAUGUCACCCAACACAUCCUAUUCUUUUCCUGGCAGUGACUCAGUCUUCCUUAUGCCACCCAACAGAACCUAUACUGUGUCUGGAAGCGAUUCAGUCUUCAGUAUGCCUUCCAGCAUAAGCUAUCCUUCCUCUGGAAGUGUCUCAGGCUACUCCAGUAUGUCACCCAACAGAACCUAUACUGUGUCUGACUCAGGCUCCAGUAUGCCAUCCAGCAUAAGCUAUUCUUCCUCUGGAAGUGACUCAGGCUAUUUCAGCAUGUCACCCAACAGAACCUAUACUGUGUCUGGAAGUGACUCAGGCUCCAGUAUGCCAUCCAGCAUAAGCUAUCCUUCCUCUGGAAGUGACUCAGGCUACUUCAGCAUGUCACCCAACAGAACCUACACUGUGUCUGGAAGCGACCUAUCCGCCGAUUCCUUCCGGCAUCCCCAAGGACCCAUUUCACCUCGUGGUCCUAUUCCUGCUGGUGAUGCUCUUCGUGCACCUCCAGCUCGUGCUCCUCUUCCUUCUCCUCUUCCUCCUGCUGGGCCUUCUGCCUUUCUCUUUCAACCCCAAGGAGCCAGUACGCCUCGUGGUCCUCCUCCUGAUGGACACUGGGGAGGGCCAAGGUACAGAACCUAUACUGUGUCUGACUCAGGCUCCAGUAUGCCAUCCAGCAUAAGCUAUCCUUCCUCUGGAAGCGACUCAGGCUACUUCAGUAGGUCACCCAACAGAACAUACACUGUGUCUGGAAGCGACUCAGGCUCCAGUAUGCCAUCCAGCAUAAGCUAUCCUUCCUCUGGAAGUGACUCAGGCUACUUCAGUAGGUCACCCAACAGAACCUAUACUGUGUCUGGAAGUGACUCAGGCUCCAGUAUGCCAUCCAGCAUAAGCUAUCCUUCCUCUGGAAGCGACUCAGGCUACUUCAGUAGGUCACCCAACAGAACCUACACUGUUUCUGGGAGUGACGCAGGCGCCAGUAUGCCAUCUGGCAUAAGCUAUCUUUCCUCUGGAAGUGACUCAGUCUUCAGGAUGUCACCCAGCAGAACUGACAGUUUCUCUGGAAUCAACUCAAUCUCCACUAUUGCUCCCAGCAGGAGCCAUACUCUUUCUGGAAGUGACUCAGUCUUCAGGAUGUCACCCAACACAUCCUAUUCUUUUCCUGGCAGUGACUCAGUCUUCCUUAUGCCACCCAACAGAACCUAUACUGUGUCUGGAAGCGAUUCAGUCUUCAGUAUGCCUUCCAGCAUAAGCUAUCCUUCCUCUGGAAGUGUCUCAGGCUACUCCAGUAUGUCACCCAACAGAACCUAUACUGUGUCUGACUCAGGCUCCAGUAUGCCAUCCAGCAUAAGCUAUUCUUCCUCUGGAAGUGACUCAGGCUAUUUCAGCAUGUCACCCAACAGAACCUAUACUGUGUCUGGAAGUGACUCAGGCUCCAGUAUGCCAUCCAGCAUAAGCUAUCCUUCCUCUGGAAGUGACUCAGGCUACUUCAGCAUGUCACCCAACAGAACCUACACUGUGUCUGGGAGCGACCUAUCUGCCGAUUCCUUCCGGCAUCCCCAAGGACCCAUUUCACCUCGUGGUCCUAUUCCUGCUGGUGAUGCUCUUCGUGCACCUCCAGCUCGUGCUCCUCUUCCUUCUCCUCUUCCUCCUGCUGGGCCUUCUGCCUUUCUCUUUCAACCCCAAGGAGCCAGUACGCCUCGUGGUCCUCCUCCUGAUGGACACUGGGGAGGGCCAAGGUACAGAACCUAUACUGUGUCUGACUCAGGCUCCAGUAUGCCAUCCAGCAUAAGCUAUUCUUCAUCUGGAAGUGACUCAGGCUACUUCAGUAUGUCACCCAACAGAACCUAUACUGUGUCUGGAAGCGACUCAGGCUCCAGUAUGCCAUCCAGCAUAAGCUAUCCUUCCUCUGGAAGUGACUCAGGCUACUUCAGUAUGUCACCCAACAGAACAUACACUCUGUCUGGAAGUGACUCAGGCUCCAGUAUGCCAUCCAGCAUAAGCUAUUCUUCCUCUGGAAGCGACUCAGGCUACUUCAGUAGGUCACCCAACAGAACCUACACUGUUUCUGGGAGUGACGCAGGCGCCAGUAUGCCAUCUGGCAUAAGCUAUCUUUCUUCUGGAAGUGACUCCGUCUUCAGGAUGUCACCCAGCAGAACUGACAGUUUCUCUGGAAUCAACUCAAUCUCCACUAUUGCUCCCAGCAGGAGCCAUACUCUUUCUGGAAGUGAUUCAGUCUUCAGGAUGUCCCCCAACACAUCCUAUUCUUUUCCUGGCAGUGACUCAGUCUUCCUUAUGCCACCCAACAGAACCUAUACUGUGUCUGGAAGCGAUUCAGUCUUCAGUAUGCCUUCCAGCAUAAGCUAUCCUUCCUCUGGAAGUGUCUCAGGCUACUCCAGUAUGUCACCCAACAGAACCUAUACUGUGUCUGACUCAGGCUCCAGUAUGCCAUCCAGCAUAAGCUAUUCUUCCUCUGGAAGUGACUCAGGCUAUUUCAGCAUGUCACCCAACAGAACCUAUACUGUGUCUGGAAGUGACUCAGGCUCCAGUAUGCCAUCCAGCAUAAGCUAUCCUUCCUCUGGAAGUGACUCAGGCUACUUCAGCAUGUCACCCAACAGAACCUACACUGUGUCUGGAAGCGACCUAUCCGCCGAUUCCUUCCGGCAUCCCCAAGGACCCAUUUCACCUCGUGGUCCUCUUCCUGCUGGUGAUGCUCUUCGUGCACCUCCAGCUCGUGCUCCUCUUCCUUCUCCUCUUCCUCCUGCUGGGCCUUCUGCCUUUCCCUUUCAACCCCAAGGAGCCAGUACGCCUCGUGGUCCUCCUCCUGAUGGACACUGGGGAGGGCCAAGGUACAGAACCUAUACUGUGUCUGACUCAGGCUCCAGUAUGCCAUCCAGCAUAAGCUAUCCUUCCUCUGGAAGCGACUCAGGCUACUUCAGUAUGUCACCCAACAUAACCUACACUGUGUCUGGAAGCGACUCAGGCUCCAGUAUGCCAUCCAGCAUAAGCUAUCCUUCCUCUGGAAGUGACUCAGGCUACUUCAGUAGGUCACCCAACAGAACCUAUACUGUGUCUGGAAGUGACUCAGGCUCCAGUAUGCCAUCCAGCAUAAGCUAUCCUUCCUCUGGAAGCGACUCAGGCUACUUCAGUAGGUCACCCAACAGAACCUACACUGUUUCUGGGAGUGACGCAGGCGCCAGUAUGCCAUCUGGCAUAAGCUAUCUUUCCUCUGGAAGUGACUCAGUCUUCAGGAUGUCACCCAGCAGAACUGACAGUUUCUCUGGAAUCAACUCAAUCUCCACUAUUGCUCCCAGCAGGAGCCAUACUCUUUCUGGAAGUGACUCAGUCUUCAGGAUGUCACCCAACACAUCCUAUUCUUUUCCUGGCAGUGACUCAGUCUUCCUUAUGCCACCCAACAGAACCUAUACUGUGUCUGGAAGCGAUUCAGUCUUCAGUAUGCCUUCCAGCAUAAGCUAUCCUUCCUCUGGAAGUGUCUCAGGCUACUCCAGUAUGUCACCCAACAGAACCUAUACUGUGUCUGACUCAGGCUCCAGUAUGCCAUCCAGCAUAAGCUAUUCUUCCUCUGGAAGUGACUCAGGCUAUUUCAGCAUGUCACCCAACAGAACCUAUACUGUGUCUGGAAGUGACUCAGGCUCCAGUAUGCCAUCCAGCAUAAGCUAUCCUUCCUCUGGAAGUGACUCAGGCUACUUCAGCAUGUCACCCAACAGAACCUACACUGUGUCUGGGAGCGACCUAUCUGCCGAUUCCUUCCGGCAUCCCCAAGGACCCAUUUCACCUCGUGGUCCUAUUCCUGCUGGUGAUGCUCUUCGUGCACCUCCAGCUCGUGCUCCUCUUCCUUCUCCUCUUCCUCCUGCUGGGCCUUCUGCCUUUCUCUUUCAACCCCAAGGAGCCAGUACGCCUCGUGGUCCUCCUCCUGAUGGACACUGGGGAGGGCCAAGGUACAGAACCUAUACUGUGUCUGACUCAGGCUCCAGUAUGCCAUCCAGCAUAAGCUAUUCUUCAUCUGGAAGUGACUCAGGCUACUUCAGUAUGUCACCCAACAGAACCUAUACUGUGUCUGGAAGCGACUCAGGCUCCAGUAUGCCAUCCAGCAUAAGCUAUCCUUCCUCUGGAAGUGACUCAGGCUACUUCAGUAUGUCACCCAACAGAACAUACACUCUGUCUGGAAGUGACUCAGGCUCCAGUAUGCCAUCCAGCAUAAGCUAUUCUUCCUCUGGAAGCGACUCAGGCUACUUCAGUAGGUCACCCAACAGAACCUACACUGUUUCUGGGAGUGACGCAGGCGCCAGUAUGCCAUCUGGCAUAAGCUAUCUUUCUUCUGGAAGUGACUCCGUCUUCAGGAUGUCACCCAGCAGAACUGACAGUUUCUCUGGAAUCAACUCAAUCUCCACUAUUGCUCCCAGCAGGAGCCAUACUCUUUCUGGAAGUGAUUCAGUCUUCAGGAUGUCCCCCAACACAUCCUAUUCUUUUCCUGGCAGUGACUCAGUCUUCCUUAUGCCACCCAACAGAACCUAUACUGUGUCUGGAAGCGAUUCAGUCUUCAGUAUGCCUUCCAGCAUAAGCUAUCCUUCCUCUGGAAGUGUCUCAGGCUACUCCAGUAUGUCACCCAACAGAACCUAUACUGUGUCUGACUCAGGCUCCAGUAUGCCAUCCAGCAUAAGCUAUUCUUCCUCUGGAAGUGACUCAGGCUAUUUCAGCAUGUCACCCAACAGAACCUAUACUGUGUCUGGAAGUGACUCAGGCUCCAGUAUGCCAUCCAGCAUAAGCUAUCCUUCCUCUGGAAGUGACUCAGGCUACUUCAGCAUGUCACCCAACAGAACCUACACUGUGUCUGGAAGCGACCUAUCCGCCGAUUCCUUCCGGCAUCCCCAAGGACCCAUUUCACCUCGUGGUCCUCUUCCUGCUGGUGAUGCUCUUCGUGCACCUCCAGCUCGUGCUCCUCUUCCUUCUCCUCUUCCUCCUGCUGGGCCUUCUGCCUUUCCCUUUCAACCCCAAGGAGCCAGUACGCCUCGUGGUCCUCCUCCUGAUGGACACUGGGGAGGGCCAAGGUACAGAACCUAUACUGUGUCUGACUCAGGCUCCAGUAUGCCAUCCAGCAUAAGCUAUUCUUCAUCUGGAAGUGACUCAGGCUACUUCAGUAUGUCACCCAACAUAACCUACACUGUGUCUGGAAGCGACUCAGGCUCCAGUAUGCCAUCCAGCAUAAGCUAUCCUUCCUCUGGAAGUGACUCAGGCUACUUCAGUAUGUCACCCAACAGAACCUACACUGUGUCUGACUCAGGCUCCAGUAUGCCAUCCAGCAUAAGCUAUCCUUCCUCUGGAAGUGACUCAGGCUACUUCAGUAUGUCACCCAACAGAACCUAUACUGUGUCUGACUCAGGCUCCAGUAUGCCAUCCAGCAUAAGCUAUCCUUCCUCUGCAAGCGACUCAGGCUACUUCAGUAGGUCACCCAACAGAACCUACACUGUGUCUGGGAGUGACGCAGGUGCCAGUAUGCCAUCUGGCAUAAGCUAUCUUUCCUCUGGAAGUGACUCAGUCUUCAGGAUGUCACCCAGCAGAACUGACAGUUUCUCUGGAAUCAACUCAAUCUCCACUAUUGCUCCCAGCAGGAGCCAUACUCUUUCUGGAAGUGACUCAGUCUUCAGGAUGUCACCCAACACAUCCUAUUCUUUUCCUGGCAGUGACUCAGUCUUCCUUAUGCCACCCAACAGAACCUAUACUGUGUCUGGAAGCGAUUCAGUCUUCAGUAUGCCUUCCAGCAUAAGCUAUCCUUCCUCUGGAAGUGUCUCAGGCUACUCCAGUAUGUCACCCAACAGAACCUAUACUGUGUCUGACUCAGGCUCCAGUAUGCCAUCCAGCAUAAGCUAUUCUUCCUCUGGAAGUGACUCAGGCUAUUUCAGCAUGUCACCCAACAGAACCUAUACUGUGUCUGGAAGUGACUCAGGCUCCAGUAUGCCAUCCAGCAUAAGCUAUCCUUCCUCUGGAAGUGACUCAGGCUACUUCAGCAUGUCACCCAACAGAACCUACACUGUGUCUGGAAGCGACCUAUCCGCCGAUUCCUUCCGGCAUCCCCAAGGACCCAUUUCACCUCGCGGUCCUCUUCCUGCUGGUGAUGCUCUUCGUGCACCUCCAGCUCGUGCUCCUCUUCCUUCUCCUCUUCCUCCUGCUGGGCCUUCUGCCUUUCCCUUUCAACCCCAAGGAGCCAGUACGCCUCGUGGUCCUCCUCCUGAUGGACACUGGGGAGGGCCAAGGUACAGAACCUAUACUGUGUCUGACUCAGGCUCCAGUAUGCCAUCCAGCAUAAGCUAUUCUUCAUCUGGAAGUGACUCAGGCUACUUCAGUAUGUCACCCAACAUAACCUAUACUGUGUCUGGAAGCGACUCAGGCUCCAGUAUGCCAUCCAGCAUAAGCUAUCCUUCCUCUGGAAGUGACUCAGGCUACUUCAGUAUGUCACCCAACAGAACAUACACUGUGUCUGGAAGUGACUCAGGCUCCAGUAUGCCAUCCAGCAUAAGCUAUUCUUCCUCUGGAAGCGACUCAGGCUACUUCAGUAGGUCACCCAACAGAACCUACACUGUGUCUGGGAGUGACGCAGGCGCCAGUAUGCCAUCUGGCAUAAGCUAUCUUUCCUCUGGAAGUGACUCAGUCUUCAGGAUGUCACCCAGCAGAACUGACAGUUUCUCUGGAAUCAACUCAAUCUCCACUAUUGCUCCCAGCAGGAGCCAUACUCUUUCUGGAAGUGAUUCAGUCUUCAGGAUGUCACCCAACACAUCCUAUUCUUUUCCUGGCAGUGACUCAGUCUUCCUUAUGCCACCCAACAGAACCUAUACUGUGUCUGGAAGCGAUUCAGUCUUCAGUAUGCCUUCCAGCAUAAGCUAUCCUUCCUCUGGAAGUGUCUCAGGCUACUCCAGUAUGUCACCCAACAGAACCUAUACUGUGUCUGACUCAGGCUCCAGUAUGCCAUCCAGCAUAAGCUAUUCUUCCUCUGGAAGUGACUCAGGCUAUUUCAGCAUGUCACCCAACAGAACCUAUACUGUGUCUGGAAGUGACUCAGGCUCCAGUAUGCCAUCCAGCAUAAGCUAUCCUUCCUCUGGAAGUGACUCAGGCUACUUCAGCAUGUCACCCAACAGAACCUACACUGUGUCUGGAAGCGACCUAUCCGCCGAUUCCUUCCGGCAUCCCCAAGGACCCAUUUCACCUCGUGGUCCUAUUCCUGCUGGUGAUGCUCUUCGUGCACCUCCAGCUCGUGCUCCUCUUCCUUCUCCUCUUCCUCCUGCUGGGCCUUCUGCCUUUCUCUUUCAACCCCAAGGAGCCAGUACGCCUCGUGGUCCUCCUCCUGAUGGACACUGGGGAGGGCCAAGGUACAGAACCUAUACUGUGUCUGACUCAGGCUCCAGUAUGCCAUCCAGCAUAAGCUAUCCUUCCUCUGGAAGUGACUCAGGCUACUUCAGUAGGUCACCCAACAGAACCUAUACUGUGUCUGGAAGUGACUCAGGCUCCAGUAUGCCAUCCAGCAUAAGCUAUCCUUCCUCUGGAAGUGACUCAGGCUACUUCAGUAGGUCACCCAACAGAACCUACACUGUUUCUGGGAGUGACGCAGGCGCCAGUAUGCCAUCUGGCAUAAGCUAUCUUUCCUCUGGAAGUGACUCAGUCUUCAGGAUGUCACCCAGCAGAACUGACAGUUUCUCUGGAAUCAACUCAAUCUCCACUAUUGCUCCCAGCAGGAGCCAGACUCUUUCUGGAAGUGACUCAGUCUUCAGGAUGUCACCCAACACAUCCUAUUCUUUUUCUGGAAGUGACUCAGUCUUCCCUAUACCACCCAACAGAACCUAUACUGUGUCUGGAAGCGAUUCAGUCUUCAGUAUGCCAUCCAGCAUAAGCUAUCCUUCCUCUGGAAGUCUCUCAGGAUACUUCAGUAUGUCACCCAACAGAACCUACACUGUGUCUGGAAGCAAUUCAGGCUUCAGUAUGCCAUCCAGCAUAAGCUAUCCUUCAUCUGGAAGUCUCUCAGGAUACUUCAGUAUGUCACCCAACAGAACCUACACUGUGUCUGGAAGCGACCUAUCCUCCGAUUCCUUCCGGCAUCCCCAAGGACCCAUUUCACCUCGUGGUCCUCUUCCUGCUGGUGAUGCUCUUCGUGCACCUCCAGCUCGUGCUCCUCUUCCUUCUCCUCUUCCUCCUGCUGGGCCUUCUGCCUUUCUCUUUCAACCCCAAGGAGCCAGUACGCCUCGUGGUCCUCCUCCUGAUGGACACUGGGGAGAGCCAAUGUACAGAACCUAUACUGUGUCUGGAAGUGACUCAGGCUCCAGUAUGCCAUCCAGCAUAAGCUAUCCUUCGUCUGGAAAUGACUCAAUCUACUUCAGUAUGUCACCCAGUAGAAGCCUUACUGUGUCUGGAAGUGAUUCAGUCUACUUCAGUAUGUCUCCCAAUGCAGGAACCCCUGGGCAGGUGCUGUCUGGGUGAUCGUCUUCCCGAGGGCGGUCUCCUCCCAAUCUGGAUAACCAACUCCCCCAGACCGCCUUUCGCUCAGUCCUGGAUGGAAUAAAUAUACGCUCAAGCAGAAAAAGA
Passer domesticus (house sparrow) is the source of this 17618-nucleotide messenger RNA. RefSeq names its product mucin-4-like. Lineage: Eukaryota; Metazoa; Chordata; Aves; Passeriformes; Passeridae. The transcript is spliced from 73 exons. The record is from RefSeq and is a predicted model, not a curated record. Bases 150 to 17513 code for a protein of 5787 amino acids.